Molecule: messenger RNA, 908 nt
Organism: Pteropus alecto (black flying fox)
Lineage: Eukaryota; Metazoa; Chordata; Mammalia; Chiroptera; Pteropodidae
Gene: COMMD4
Product: COMM domain containing 4
Exons: 8
Coding region: 87-686 (199 amino acids)
Source: RefSeq, a predicted model, not a curated record
GGCCGCCCCCGACGUCACGUGUCUGUCGCCUCAGCUGAUUCGGUGCGACCGGAAGGAGAAAGACUCGGGCUGGGCUUCCUGGCGCGAUGAGGUUCCGGUUCUGUGGUGAUCUGGACUGUCCUGACUGGGUCCUGGCAGAGAUCAGCACACUUGCCAAGAUUUCCUCCGUGAAGCUGAGGUUGCUGUGCAGCCAGGUGCUGAAGGAGCUUCUGGGACAGGGAAUUGACUAUGAGAAGGUCCUGAAGCUCACUGCUGACGCCAGGUUUGAGUCGGGCGAUGUGAAAGCCACAGUGGCAGUGCUGAGUUUCAUCCUCUCCAGUGCGGCCAAGCAUAGUGUGGAUGGAGAGUCCUUGUCCAGUGAAUUGCAGCAGCUUGGGCUGCCUAAAGAGCACGCGGCUAGUCUGUGUCGCUGUUACGAGGAGAAGCAAAACCCCCUGCAGGAGCACCUGCGGGCCUGCAGCUUGCGUGUGAAUAGGCUGGCAGGCGUGGGCUGGCGGGUGGACCAUACCCUGAGUUCCAGCCUGCUGCGGUCCGUGGAAGAGCCCAUGGUACACCUGCGCCUGGAGGUAGCAGCUUCACUGGGUGCCCCGGCCCAGCCUGUUGUUAUGUCCCUCUCAGCAAACAAGUUCCGGGUCCUUCUGGCAGAACUGAAGCAGGCCCAGACCCUGAUGAGCUCCUUGGGCUGAGGAGAGGAGUGUUUGGGACCCUCAUGAAGCUGUCCUACCCAUGUUGAGUUGCUGCCCUCCGAACUUCUCUUCAGGACCCUGGGGGCCUGUCCUGUAUCUCUGGCUUCCUAGGUACCUACUUGAGAAUUCAGCAUAGGGAUCCCAGCAUUGCCUCCCCUCCCUUAUGAAAGACACUUGUCAAUGGUUUUCUCGAGCAGGAAGAAUAAACAGAAGCGUAAAGGA